Molecule: messenger RNA, 2855 nt
Organism: Physella acuta
Lineage: Eukaryota; Metazoa; Mollusca; Gastropoda; Physidae
Product: testis-expressed protein 264
Biological process (GO): protein-DNA covalent cross-linking repair; reticulophagy
Cellular component (GO): endoplasmic reticulum membrane; replication fork; autophagosome membrane
Source: RefSeq, a predicted model, not a curated record
UGUUUAACAAGAGGAAAAGCUUUUUCACAACAGUUGAUAUUCCAAUCACAAGGGUUGUCUUGAAGAAUCAAGUCAACAUUAAUGACAUUUCUACAUGAAAUUAUAAUACAUUUAAAAAAUUAAAAUGUUUGAUGGCAUAAGUACUUUUGCCUUAAUAAUUUAUGUUAUUCUUUUGCUGAUUGCACUGUUGGUGCUUACUUUCGUAGUGUUGCUUGUUCACUCUGGUCUUUUCACAUCUGUUGAUGAUGUCGGGACGGGAAAACCACCCAUAGGGCAGGCUAUUAUUGCUUACAGAUUUCAGAAAGGACCCUACAAUCAAGCAGGUCAAAUAUUCACAGAAGCAGCUUUGAUUGCACCCGAUAAUAAAGCUUUGGGAAUAUAUUAUGAUGAUCCAAAUAAGGUUGACUCCUAUAACCUGCGCUAUGUUGUUGGAUCUAUUCUGAGUGAAGGAAAUGCACCAGUGGAUGAAGAGAUGGUCAAGAAAUUCACUGACAAAGAAUUCAAAAUUCUCCAUCUGCCUGAGGUAUCGUAUGCUGUUCACACCCAGUUUCCACAUAUAACGACAUUGUCUAUUCUUAUUGCAACAAACAAAGCGUAUCCUAGGCUUAAAGAAUAUAUUGAGGAACGCAAACUGUGUGCCUAUCCGUUUAUUGAGUAUUAUGAUGGCAAAGUAAUUCAUUUCAUGGCGCCCCUGUCCAAACAAGAGGAGUUCUUUGUGCCUGAGUGUGAGCAGGAAGCUGGAGGAGACCAGCCAUCUACUGAGUGUGAGUCUACGAUGCUAAGCACUAGUCAGUCCAGCGAGGAGGAUUACAACCAGCAGGACGUGACCCAAACUUCCGUUGAUGACGAUUCAGAGAAAAAUGAGGAGGCUGAGCCAGUUCAGGAGCAGGCCAAUGGUGAUGCCGAGUGUAUCCAGAAGGUAGCAGAUUGUAAUGCUGAAGCUGCUGGGAAUGAAAACAACAGCUGCCUGAAGGCUACUGAAGAUGAUCAAGGAUCUGAUGAUUCAUCCUCGUCUUUUGAACUGCUGAAACAUGACAUUGCUGAAUAAGUACUGCGCGUCAGCUCUUCUGCUUGAUGAGCUUAAGUGCUGACAUUUCAGCAGUUGUAUGUGCUUGAUAAAGUUUUUUAUUUUUAUCUUGCUACAAUAGAAAAGAGCAAAAGGUGUGUUUUGCUUGUAAAAAGCAUGUUAAGUACUUGAGUAAAUUAUUGGUCAUGCAGUCAUAUUGUCUUUCAGUAAAGCCAUAUUUGAUAUGUUUCAGAGAAAGUUUAGAAUAUUACUUGUAAAAGUUUUUUUAUAGAUAAGAUACUUUUUUGAAAAUUCCGUUGUUUUAAAUUUAAAUGAUCAUUGAGAUACCCAGAGAGUAGAAGGGAUGUCGGACAUUUAUUUUCUUUUUUUUUAAUUGAUUACCUUAAAAAAAACUGUACUUUUUAUGCAAGUUAUUGCGGUAAAAAUUAUAUUCUUAGUCAAAGUUUUAAGCACCAUCUACACAUGAUUAAUAGAAUGUUGGAAUACUUCCUAAUGUUUACAGUCAAUCUCUGUCUAUCAAAGCUGAUGUUGCUGUUUGUCAAGGCUUUACAAUUGUUUGGUGCACACAUUUAAAUGUUGUCUAAAUACAGACUAGUAUCUACUGUAACUGUGUAUAAUUAUGACAAGCAUUCCAUACAUACAAAAUUUUAUUUCAUUUCAAACUCAAGUAGAAGUUGUGACAUUUUAUUUUAUUUUGCUCCAUACUAUUGAUAUAGCACAAGAUUUGGUCAGUCUAUUUGUUUAAUCAGAGUUUUGGUGGAUUUUAGAUACAUUUUUAUUAUUUUAAACUAUGGUGCUGCCCAUAAGUUUCUAUUGAAUUUCUAAAUUAGGAUCACACUUUUACUGAGAUUAAAUAGAAAAAAAAAAUUUUUUCGGAUCCUUGCUAAAAACAACUAGGCUGACAUUGAUGUCUUUAUGUUGUACUUUCCACUUAAAUCCACUUCAUCAUCAGUGUGUUUUACCUCAGGUCUCAUUUCUAGAUUUUCUCCCUUUGACAAUUUUGUUUGGAGAAAUCAAUACUGUUGAUAUUCACUGCACUCACAAAAAUUAGAUUAUCACUACCUAAUCAAGGGAGAUCACUAUAAAUUAAAUAUAAAAUUCAGAGAGUAGUUUUUACUUUUUGUUAGCUGUAACGAAAGGGGAAAAAAAAGUUUUUUUUUAACUGUAAGACUUGAAAUAAAAUAAUAUGUGAUUCAAAUUUCCAAUGUUUAAAACCCUGUAACCAAGGGUUGCAGUAUGUAUACCUACACUAACCCAGUGAGAUUUGUUUGUUGCCAUUGUAGAAAUUUGCUUCUCACUUUGUAUUGUCCCAGAGUGCUGCUGUUAAUAAGAUUUGUUGGUACUGUUUUGUUUACUGCCAUUAUGCUGCAAAAUAAUCUCAACAAAUUCUAUUCUCAUCUUGUCUAUGAUUAAAAAAAAAUUUGAAAAUUGUGUUUGCAAAUACAAUAAUAUUUUGGAUUAGCAGUGUGUGUUUUUCAAAUUUAAAACUACUUGUCAUUGUUUAUCUAGUGCCUGUAUCACUAGAGCUCAUCUACUUAAUUUAAUGACACUGGAUGUAAACAUCAAGCAAAUAUUUAAUCCAGACCAAAUUAGUAAGGUAAAUAUCUAACAUUGGCUAAUAUCACAUGCGUUCAUAUUUUAAUGCACCCAACUUGUGUUUCAGUGUUUAGACAGACCAACAUCCCAUCAUUUUAAAUUACAAGAAAACUUGUCUUUCAGUUUUUUUUUGUUUUUUUUAAAUACCGUAAUGCUUUUUAAAAAUCAUUUUAGAUUACUAUUUAUUUUAUGUGCAUUUCUAAGUGGAUAUUAAAAUUAUUUGAUUACAGUU